AAUGCUAUGGAUGGAAACGUAUCUUUUCUAUUGUUCCGUGCGUUUGGGUCUCAUAGUGGUGGCAGCAUUUGCAAUUAUUCAGGUAUUCAUACCGGCAAUUUUGCUGCUUUCAAUGGGCAUGGACUUGCUGGAUCCAGUAAUAAAACUAUUCCAAAAUGAUGAUCAACAUGGCGAAAAUCGUGUGGUACUAAAAAUUUUAAACUGGGUCGAAAAUCAUGCCCAAGGAUUUACAGCUACAGCUGUUACUUUUGUAGCAGUACAUAUAAUUUGGUGUAUUCUGGCAAUUUUCGGUGCAUUGAAGCUUAAGAAAUGGUUUUUACUUCCCUUCAUGAUCAGCGAGUUUAUACGUGUGAUGCAGGCCUGCGCUACGCAUAUCAUUCUGAUGAUUAUCUUGAAGAAGAAACUAAAUUUAGGCAUCUUGAUCGCCUUAACCUUGCUGGGUGGUUUCCUUAUAUUAUACCUUGGCUACAAUUGGGCCACCAGUGUUGCUCUCUUUCAAAUCAUCGAACUCGUACACACUGCACGCUAUCGCAAACUCUAUGGUGAUGAUCCAUUCAAUCCGCAAAUACCGCCAAGCUAUGCAAAUGCUUCGCUACAACAUGCCUAUGGUACAGUAGAGAAUGUGCGCGUGCUGGUCACACCAAGUAGCGGUGAUAUUGAUGAGCAGAAACGACGGCAAGGCAAAGCGUUGACAGUGAAGGCCACAGCCAUGCCAGUAAUCGCGGUUUUACCUGCAAAUUAUAGAAAUUCGCGUGCACCACAAUUGCAAAAGAAGCAACGCAAUUCUGCACAACAGCCACAAUUGCAACCACAAGCUUACAAGACAUAUGAGUCAGAACAGAAUGAGUACAAUGCUGAAUUUAAUAAUUGGCAAUGGUCGGAGUUAAUGGUCGGAAGACAACGAAAGGCGAUGAUGAUUAAGCCGAAUUGGUGA
This is a messenger RNA of Rhagoletis zephyria (snowberry fruit fly), 934 nucleotides long. RefSeq lists its product as uncharacterized. The record is from RefSeq and is a predicted model, not a curated record. Lineage: Eukaryota; Metazoa; Arthropoda; Insecta; Diptera; Tephritidae.